UUUUGGAAAAUAUAAGAAAAUAAAACUUAAAAACAAAAAAGGGAAAUGAAAACUGAUAAACCCAACCCCUAUGGGAAUACAACUUGAAAACCGAAAAAAAGAAGUGGAGAAUCCACUGCAUAAUUCCUCAACAUCUGUUCUAGGGUUCCUCAAUUUCGAUCAAUUUCGGUUGCCACCUCCAAUUGUGAGGAUAUUGGAGAAAGCAAAUGCCGGAGGAGGAUUUGGUAGAGCUGAAAUUCAGGCUGUACGAUGGAUCAGACAUCGGUCCGUUCCGAUAUUCGCCGGCGUCGACUGUUGCUAUGCUGAAGGAAAGAGUUGUCGCAGAGUGGCCUAAAGAUAAGAAAGUUACCCCAAAAGCAGCAAAUGAUGUGAAAUUAAUAAGUGCUGGGAAAAUUUUGGAGAAUAACAAGACCGUUGCACAGUGCAAGAUGCCAUUCGGAGAGCUGCCUAAUGGAGUUAUCACCAUGCACGCUGUUGUACAGCCAUCGGUAGCAAAAGCUAAGACGGAGAAGAAGGUCGACGAGACUCCAAAGAAGAAUGUAUGUUCGUGUUCCAUCUUGUGAGAGUGGAAGUUUGAUUCAACCACACAAUAAUUUGUAAACAGUACAAUGCUCAUAAUUCAGUGUGUGUUUUGAGAGCAUUUAUGUGUAAGAGUUGUUUGUCAUGUAUGCUUGUUUCUAUAAAAAUUUGCUGCUUGUACAUGUGUAGGUGCAGAACUUUUACAUACUACUCCAUGAGAAUACAACAUCUUUGGGUUCUUCCCUCCAA
Salvia splendens (bonfire salvia) is the source of this 768-nucleotide messenger RNA. RefSeq names its product membrane-anchored ubiquitin-fold protein 4. The coding region runs from base 207 to 563 and encodes 118 amino acids. The record is from RefSeq and is a predicted model, not a curated record. Gene Ontology annotation, molecular function: protein binding. The transcript is spliced from 3 exons. NCBI's taxonomy places the organism in Eukaryota, Viridiplantae, Streptophyta, Magnoliopsida, Lamiales, Lamiaceae.